CAUCGAAGCUGGGCAGAGCCAGUGGGCACCCUCGGAUGGGCUUGCGCAAACGCCACAACUUUCCAGCACGACCCCCCAAAAGUAUCCCGGGCGCAAAGUUGGCGCAGCCCGCUCCUCCUCCGCAGCGUCGCCCUCCCCGUGGGGCGCGCGACGGGGACGCGCGAGCUCCCGCGCGGGGCCGGCUCGGGGGACGCGGGGCUCGGCGAGGCCCGGCUCCGGCCCCCUGAAUUGGGGGGUCCGCGUCUGCCCCAAACGCCGCUUUCUUCCGUUUUCCAUGUCAUUUCCUGUACUAAUAAGAUGGUGGUCAAAGCAGGGGAGGAGAGCAGCAGCGAGUCGCCGCCGUGCUGCUGCGGGCGCUGAAACUUUGCCCGGCCGGGGACCCCGCGCGCGGCCGCCCCGUCCCGCCGCGCCCCGCCGCCCCGGCCCCGGCCCGGCCCGCCGCCCCGCGUGGGAGCCCGCGAAGGACAGAAUGACCGAGAACAUGAAGGAGUGCUUGGCCCAUACCAAGGCGACUGUAGGGGACAUGGUGACAGUAGUGAAGACAGAGGUCUGCUCACCACUCCGGGACCAGGAGUAUGGCCAGCCCUGCUCUAGGAGACCAGAGCCCUCUUCCAUGGAAGUUGAACCCAAGAAGUUGAAGGGAAAGCGUGACCUCCUUGUGACCAAAAGCUUCCAGCAAGUGGACUUCUGGUUCUGUGAGUCCUGCCAAGAGUACUUCGUGGAUGAGUGCCCGAACCACGGUCCCCCUGUGUUUGUGUCUGACACACCAGUGCCUGUGGGCAUUCCAGAUCGGGCAGCCCUCACCAUUCCACAAGGCAUGGAGGUGGUAAAGGAACCUGGUGGGGAGAGCGAUGUGCGGUGUAUAAAUGAGGUCGUCCCCAAGGGCCACAUCUUUGGCCCCUAUGAGGGGCAGAUCUCUACCCAGGACAAGUCAGCUGGCUUCUUCUCGUGGUUGAUUGUGGACAAGAACAACCGUUACAAGUCCAUAGAUGGGUCGGACGAGACCAAAGCCAACUGGAUGAGGUACGUGGUCAUUUCCCGGGAGGAGAGGGAGCAGAACCUCCUGGCAUUCCAGCACAGCGAGCACAUCUACUUUCGGGCAUGCCGAGACAUCCGGCCUGGAGAGUGGCUGCGGGUCUGGUACAGCGAGGACUACAUGAAGCGCCUGCAUAGCAUGUCCCAGGAAACCAUCCACCGCAACCUGACCCGGGGAGAGAAGAGGUUGCAGAGGGAGAAGGCUGAGCAAGCCCUGGAUAAUCCAGAAGACCUAAGGGGUCCUGUGUUGAAACAGGGCAGAAGUCCCUACAAGCGCAGCUUUGAUGAGGGGGACAUGCACCCUCAGGCCAAGAAGAAGAAAAUAGACCUCAUCUUCAAGGAUGUACUAGAAGCCUCACUGGAGUCCGCUAAUGUGGAAGCCCGCCAGCUGGCCCUGAGCACCUCUCUGGUCAUCCGGAAAGUCCCCAAGUACCAGGACGAUGACUAUGGUCGGAGUGCAGCCGCCAUGACGCGAGGCAUACAGAAUAUCCGCCGGACCCAGGGGGAAGGGGACUGGAAGGUCCCCCAAAGGGUGGCCAAAGAACUAGGCUCCUUGGAGGACGAAGAGGAGGAACCUACAUCAUUCAAGGCUGACAGCCCUGCUGAGGCCUCUCUGGCAUCCGACCCCCAUGAGCUACCCACCACCUCCUUUUGCCCUAACUGCAUUCGCCUGAAGAAGAAAGUGCGGGAAUUGCAGGCAGAGCUAGAUAUGCUUAAGUCUGGGAAGCUGCCUGAGCCCCCCAUUCUGCCUCCGCAGGUACUGGAGCUCCCUGAGUUCUCAGAUCCUGCAGCCUCAGAGAGCAUGGUCUCUGGCCCUGCUAUCAUGGAGGAUGAUGACCAGGAAGUGGAUUCUGCAGAUGAGUCCGUCUCCAAUGAUGUGAUGACAGCCACGGAUGAACCCUCCAAGAUGUCCUCCGCCACUGGGCGCCGCAUCCGGCGCUUCAAGCAGGAGUGGCUGAAGAAAUUCUGGUUCCUACGCUACUCCCCGACCCUCAACGAGAUGUGGUGCCACGUGUGCCGCCAGUACACGGUGCAGUCCUCACGCACUUCCGCCUUCAUCAUCGGCUCCAAGCAGUUUAAGAUCCACACCAUCAAGCUGCACAGCCAGAGCAACCUGCACAAGAAGUGUCUGCAGCUGUACAAGCUGCGCAUGCACCCGGAGAAGACCGAGGAGAUGUGCCGCAACAUGACUCUGCUCUUCAACACUGCCUACCACCUGGCACUGGAGGGCAGGCCCUACCUGGACUUCCGACCGCUAGCAGAACUGCUGAGAAAGUGUGAGCUCAAGGUGGUAGACCAGUACAUGAACGAGGGGGACUGCCAGAUUCUCAUCCACCACAUUGCCCGGGCCCUGAGGGAGGACCUGGUAGAGCGCAUCCGUCAGUCACCUUGCCUCAGCAUCAUCCUGGAUGGGCAGAGCGAUGACCUUCUAGCAGACACAGUGGCUGUCUACGUGCAGUACACCAGCAGUGACGGGCCCCCAGCCACAGAAUUCCUAUCUCUGCAGGAGCUGGGCUUCUCCAGCACAGAAAGCUAUCUCCAGGCACUUGACCGAGCCUUUGCUGCUCUGGGCAUCCGCUUACAGGACGAGAAGCCAACUGUCGGCCUGGGAGUGGAUGGGGCCAACAUCACCGCCAGCUUGCGUGCCAGCAUGUUCAUGACCAUCCGCAAGACACUGCCCUGGCUGCUGUGCCUGCCCUUCAUGGUGCACCGGCCCCACCUUGAGAUCCUGGAUGCCAUCAGUGGCAAGGAGUUGCCCUGCCUGGAGGAGCUGGAAAACAACCUGAAGCAGCUACUCAGUUUCUACCGCUACUCACCACGCCUCAUGGGUGAGCUGCGCUCCACAGCCUCCACCCUGUGCGAAGAGACCGAAUUUCUGGGGGACAUCCGUGCCGUGAGGUGGAUCAUUGGCGAGCAGAAUGUCCUGAAUGCCCUCAUCAAGGACUACCUGGAAGUGGUGGCUCACCUCAAGGAUGUCAGCAGCCAGACACAGCGGGCAGACGCUUCAGCCAUCGCCCUGGCCCUGCUGCAGUUCCUCAUGGACUAUCAGUCCAUCAAGCUCAUUUACUUCCUGCUGGAUGUGAUUGCGGUGCUCUCGCGCCUGGCCUACAUCUUCCAGGGAGAGUAUCUCCUGGUGUCCCAGGUGGACGACAAGAUCGAGGAGGCCAUCCAGGAGAUCAGCAGGCUUGCAGACUCCCCGGGGGAGUACCUGCAGGAAUUCGAGGAGAAUUUCCGAGAGAGCUUCAACGGCAUCGCCGUAAAGAACCUCAGGGUGGCCGAGGCUAAGUUCCAGUCCAUCAGGGAGAAGAUCUGCCAGAAGACGCAGGUCAUUCUGGCGCAGAGGUUCGAUUCCCGAAGCCGGGUCUUCGUGAAGGCCUGCCAAGUGUUUGACCUAGCCGCCUGGCCCAGGAACAGCGAAGAGCUCCUGAGCUUCGGCAAGGAAGACAUGGUUCAGAUCUUCGACCACCUGGAAGCCAUUCCUACUUUCUCCCGGGAUGUGUGCCGGGAAGGGGUGGACCCCCGGGGGAGCCUGCUCAUGGAGUGGAGAGAUCUCAAGGCUGAUUACUACACCAGAAAUGGCUUUAAAGACCUCAUCAGUCACAUCUGCAAGUACAAGCAAAGGUUUCCGCUCUUGAACAAGAUCAUUCAGGUCCUCAAAGUCCUCCCCACCUCCACUGCCUGCUGCGAGAAAGGCCGUAAUGCCCUCCAGCGGGUCCGCAAAAACCACCGCUCCCGCCUGACCCUAGAGCAGCUCAGUGACCUGUUGACAAUUGCUGUGAACGGACCACCCAUCGCCAACUUUGAUGCCAAGCGAGCUCUGGACAGCUGGUUUGAGGAGAAGUCUGGCAACAGCUACACACUGUCAGCCGAGGUCCUCAGUAGGAUGUCUGCUCUGGAGCAGAAGCCCAUGCUGCAGGCUGUGGACCACGGCUCUGAGUUCUACCCAGACAUGUAGGGGGCCUGCACUGCAGAGGUCACAAAGCUGGUGAAUAUUUUUUUAAUCUAUACUCAUAAGCUUUGAUAUAUUAUAU
Onychomys torridus (southern grasshopper mouse) is the source of this 4067-nucleotide messenger RNA. RefSeq names its product PR/SET domain 11 (gene Prdm11). The record is from RefSeq and is a predicted model, not a curated record. The coding region runs from base 275 to 3991 and encodes 1238 amino acids. Lineage: Eukaryota; Metazoa; Chordata; Mammalia; Rodentia; Cricetidae. The transcript is spliced from 8 exons. Gene Ontology annotation, molecular function: protein binding.